GCGUAAUGCCGCACGACGGGCCAGAAUGUGAUACAAGCGAAGAGAAACAUCAUACUGACUGCGGAUAUUCCUGGGUGCAACGUGUUUAGAUUGAGUGAAGAAUGCCCAGCAAUUUGACUGGCGGCAUAGUCAGCACCGCGGUCGGCUCCGAUGAUGUCCCAUUCGAUGCACACAUUGAGCUCCUCUGUGCUCACUCUCCCCACUUUGACGAAGCUCUUGACGACCGCUUCGAGGUAGUAGGUGCUCUACGACUGUCGCUCGAGGAAGAUGGCUGUUUGCGUGUAUGCCCGUAAC
Molecule: messenger RNA, 294 nt
Organism: Paraphaeosphaeria sporulosa
Lineage: Eukaryota; Fungi; Ascomycota; Dothideomycetes; Pleosporales; Didymosphaeriaceae
Exons: 2
Coding region: 102-293 (63 amino acids)
Source: RefSeq, a predicted model, not a curated record